AUGACGAAAUAUUCUAUUAACUACGUUGCAGACGUAGAAGUAGAUGGCAGGCACGUGGAAUUGGCUUUAUGGGAUACAGCGGGUCAAGAAGAUUAUGAUCGUCUUAGACCUUUAUCUUAUCCUGACUCUCAUGUUAUCUUGAUUUGCUUUGCUGUUGAUUCUCCUGAUUCCUUGGAUAACGUGCAAGAAAAGUGGAUCUCAGAGGUAAUGCAUUUCUGCGCUGGGUUACCAAUUAUCCUGGUUGGCUGUAAAAAGGAUUUGAGGUUUGAUCCUAAGACUAUUGAAGAAUUGCGUAAGACCUCUCAAAGGCCGGUGACACCAGAAGAGGGUAUGGGCGUUGCCCAGAAGAUUGGAGCACACAAAUAUCUGGAAUGCUCGGCAAAAACUGGAGAGGGCGUGCGCGAAGUCUUCGAACAUGCCACACGGGCUGCUCUUUUGACCAGGAAAAAGAAGAAAAGUCACUCAAAUUGUAUGGUUUUGUAA
Acaulospora colombiana is the source of this 483-nucleotide messenger RNA. The record is from the annotation of a GenBank genome assembly. NCBI's taxonomy places the organism in Eukaryota, Fungi, Glomeromycota, Glomeromycetes, Diversisporales, Acaulosporaceae.